Molecule: messenger RNA, 1200 nt
Organism: Daucus carota subsp. sativus
Lineage: Eukaryota; Viridiplantae; Streptophyta; Magnoliopsida; Apiales; Apiaceae
Product: uracil phosphoribosyltransferase
Exons: 12
Coding region: 80-949 (289 amino acids)
Biological process (GO): uracil salvage
Molecular function (GO): uracil phosphoribosyltransferase activity
Source: RefSeq, a predicted model, not a curated record
UUUACAGUAGCAGCAAGAAAAGAUAAUAAUUGAAAAUGCUAUCCAAUCUCAUAAACAAAACAAUCAACACUCAAUAAAAAUGGCUUCUCGAAUCACUUCUCCGGUGGUUGCUUAUCCCUCCGGCCACCCCCUUCUCGCCGCCGUUCACCACCGCCCCACACUUACCUUCCCAUUGGGUCCCACCUCCUACCUCUCCCUCUCCUCCAAUUAUCAUUUCCCCAAGAAGGUGUGCAAUAAUGGUAGAAGGACUAUUAGAGAUUUUUCGAUGAAUGCGCAGACGAUGGAGCAAUUGCCCGUUACUGAUGGCAGAAUGCUAGUGUUUGUUCCUCCACACCCGUUAAUCAAGCAUUGGGUUUCGAUUCUGAGAAAUGAGCAGACUCCUAGCCCUGUAUUCAGGAGUGCUAUGGGCGAAUUAGGUAGGCUGCUUAUCUAUGAAGCAUCACGGGACUGGCUGCCUACUGUAACAGGGGAGAUUCAAUCGCCAAUGGGUGUAGCCUCGGUAGAAUUUGUUGAUCCAAGAGAACCUGUUGCGAUUGUUCCCAUCUUGAGAGCUGGUUUGGCUCUUGCAGAACACGCAUCAUCUAUCUUACCUGCAACAAAGACAUACCACUUGGGGAUGAGCAGAGAUGAGGAAACACUCCAACCAUUUUUGUAUUUAAACAAGCUGCCUGAAAAAUUUACGGAUGAAACUCGUGUCAUUAUUUUGGACCCUAUGCUAGCAACAGGAGGUACAAUAGUUGCAGCUUUGGAUAUUAUAAAGAAGCUUGGAGUUGACAAUAGUCAAAUCAAAGUGGUGUGUGCUGUUGCUGCUCCUCCAGCCCUAAGGAAGCUUAGUGAGAACUUCCAAGGGAUUCAUGUAUAUGCUGGUAUCAUAGAUCCAGAUGUUAAUGAGAAAGGGUUUAUAAUUCCGGGAUUCGGAGAUGCUGGAGACCGUAGCUUUGGUACAUAAAAGUAAUAUAAUUAUACCUGUAGUGAUUUAUAACUCUCAAUUCGGCCCAAAUUUUAAUCAAUGAGAAUCAGCCAUAGAAAAGGUCUACUAUAACUUGUUUCUAAAGUCAUAGAAUAUUAGAUGUGCCCACAAAAGCAUAAGUUAUUGAUGAUAGACUUGGAUUAUAUGAUGAAAAAUAGAAUUUACACUCUGUGGAUCGUUGUAUUUUGUAUUGUUUCAUAAUAACAAGAGGAUAGCUCAAUUCUUGCUUA